Molecule: messenger RNA, 1761 nt
Organism: Xiphophorus couchianus (Monterrey platyfish)
Lineage: Eukaryota; Metazoa; Chordata; Actinopteri; Cyprinodontiformes; Poeciliidae
Product: immunoglobulin lambda-1 light chain-like
Exons: 3
Coding region: 68-754 (228 amino acids)
Cellular component (GO): membrane
Source: RefSeq, a predicted model, not a curated record
GCUCUUUGAGCUUCCAGUAUUUACCCUUUAAAAAACAUUGCAAUAACAUAUUUCCUAGCAGUGAAACAUGGAUCUGUUCAGCUUAAAAUCACUUGUGUUUUCCCUCUGUUUUAUAGGGCCCAGUGUUGGUCAAAAGAUUGUAUCGGAGAGUCCAGCUCAAGCCUAUUUGGGGGAAAACACAACACUUAAAAUCCUGAUUGAGAAUGAGCCAAGUAACAUAAUAACCUGGAAUUUCAAAGGUGGAAACCAAAUUUUAAAUGUUGCUCUUCUGCGUCCAGAAGGUGUCAAGGUGAAUGAGCGCUACAAAGGUAGAGCUUCGAUUGAUUCAGCCAACGGCCACCUGACUCUGACCUCCGCACAACUGAAUGACAGCGGAAAUUAUACUGUCUUAGUAUUGGGGGAAAAUACUACUGAAAUUGGAAUAGUUAAACUCCAUGUUGUGGAUAUUUUACAUCCCAACCUGACUUUGCUGGCCCCCUCCAGUGAGGAGCUGCAGCAGAAGAAGUUAACCCUCACAUGUCUGGGAAACAAGGGCUUCCCCUCUGACUGGCAAUUGCGGUGGCACGUCAAUGGCAGCAGCCAAGUCCACUGGAAAGAGGAAUGGGGCCCUGUGAGGCGUCUGGAUGACGACCACUACACCUGGAGCAGCUUCUUGACAGUUGAUGAGGAGAACUGGAAGAAGAUAUCGUCUGUGACCUGCAGGGCGAUUCUGGGCUCACUGGCUCCAGUCUCAGUCACUCUAAAAAUCAACUAGAGUUUGGAGGCCCAGCCUGACUCACUGGGUUGAUUUUUAUACUUCAACUGGUUUCACUCUGCAGGGCAUUUUCAAGAACCAAUUAUUCUCUUCCUUUGCUCUGUCUGUCUUCUUUAUAAUAUUGAAUUGAAUAUAUCAUAAUUCAUGAUCACAGUUAGAGGAUGAAUGUAUUUAUAUGUAGAAGCCUGUUGAAAAGCUCUAAAACUUUAACUUUGGAUUAUUAUUUUAAAACCCUGAAACGUCUGAAAAAAAGAUCACAUUUUCAAUUUGUUUUAAGGUGAAGAGCUUUAUUCAGUACUAAAUCACAUUAACAUUUAUAUACUUAGCAAUUGUUUUUUUUUUUUAAUUUUCCACAGAUUAAAGUGUAAUCUACGUAAUAUUUAUGGAUUCAGUAAAUCAUCUGAUGAGUUUGAAGCUAAAAUAAAAGUCUUUCCACAAAAAGCUUAAAGACAGAGGACAAAUUCAGGUGAGUAUGUACUUUCUUUUAGUAAUUUUCUGAUGUAUGCUAACACACAUCAUAAAUAGUAUUUUCUUUGAAUUUCAUAUUUUGAAGACAGGCUAAAAAUGAAUUUUGCUUGAUAUCACUUGUAGUCCAUAAAAAAGUUUAAGAGUCACAGAAACACUAAGCAGGAAAAUAUUUUUGCUUUAAAGUAUUAUUUCUCAUUUUGUCUUGACAGCUGUCCUUCAAAUUAAUGUCUAACAUGCUUAAUAUGAGAGUUCAGUAGAUUAUCUUCAGAGUUGUGUAGAAAAUGUGGCAAAUGUUUAUGAGUUUGAAUUCAGACAUUUUCAGCUUGGAGACAUUUCUUGAAAAAUAAAAUGAAUUUAAAUAAUUCCAAUAUUUUUGUAAAAUACAAGACCCUUUGCUUACCAUUAUGAUCACAGUGUUUAAAGUUGUUUAUAAAUACCAUUCAAAAGUGUAUGUAUCAGAUUAGACCUGUUGAUUCUUUGGAGAGUUUUACAUCUUCUUCCAUUUUGCCUCAGACAAUUAAACUGCUCUGUAAACUUUA